Messenger RNA from Clupea harengus (Atlantic herring), 2317 nucleotides. RefSeq names its product G protein-coupled receptor, class C, group 5, member Bb (gene gprc5bb). Gene Ontology annotation, molecular function: protein kinase activator activity; G protein-coupled receptor activity; protein kinase binding. The record is from RefSeq and is a predicted model, not a curated record. Gene Ontology annotation, biological process: G protein-coupled receptor signaling pathway. Lineage: Eukaryota; Metazoa; Chordata; Actinopteri; Clupeiformes; Clupeidae. Gene Ontology annotation, cellular component: plasma membrane; extracellular exosome; signaling receptor complex.
ACGAUGUGUGAGAGAGAGGGCGUGAGUGGGGGGAAGGGGGGCAGAACACUUACAGCAAGCUCUCAAAGCUGCGCCCAGUGGGAUGGAUUGAAACGGUCAUCUUUACUGCAAGGAAAUGUUAUGGAUUAGCCCAUUCAUUUUUUAUUGAAAAUCUUCGCAGCGGAUGAGUUCUCGAAAUAAGUUUUCCACCAAAGAAGGGUGAGAGGGAGAACGGCGAAAGACUAUACUGGAUACACUUGCAAAAAUCGCUCCACAGGAAUCGGUCUGUGCCUUCAGCCCACGAUAGUAGGCUAUAUCCGAGAUGAGACAUCCGUUUGUGAAUAAAUAACUCCGUGAGAAAAAAAAUACUGUAAAGCCACUGCCCAUUUGCGACACCAGCAUAAGCCAUGGCUCUCAGUCCAGCCAUCCUAUUCCUCUUGUCCCUAAUCAGCUGUGGGUCGACCGAAUCCGACCCACUGCCUCCACUGGGCUGUGGUUCCUCCGUGGACGCCCCGUAUCAGGUGCUGUGUGACCUGGAGUCUGUGUGGGGGGUGGUCCUGGAGGCCGUGGCGGUUGGCGGUGCGGUGACAGCCCUGGUGCUGGCCCUGGUGCUGGUGAGCCGGCUGCGGUACGUGUACGAGCCCGAGCGCCGCUGCGGGGUGGGCGCCCUCCUCCUGCUGCUGGGGGGGACGGUGGGGCUCUUUGGCCUCUCUUUUGCCUUCCUGGUGGGCCGCGGGGAGGGUCUGUGCGUGGUGCGGAGGGGCCUCUGGGGGCCGCUCUUCGCCCUCUGCUUCUCCUGCCUGCUGGUCCAGGCGCUGAGGCUCAGGAGGCUGGCGGCAGGGAAGCGCAGCCCCUCAGGGGGGUCGCUGGCCGGUCUGGCCGUGGGGCUGAGUCUGGUGCAGGGCGUGAUCGCGGGCGAGUGGCUGCUGCUGACGGUGGUGCGCGAGGGUCACGCCGCCUGCGACUACCUGCCCCUGGACUUCACGCUGGCCUGCAGCUAUGCGCUGGGACUGCUGCUGAUGGCUACCGGGAUGUCUCUGGGCGUGGUGCUGUGUGGAGGGGGCCGGUCCGAGACGCAACGGCGCAGGUGGAGAUGUAACGGCGUCUGGCUGUUCCUGUCCUGCCUGGCCUCGCUCAUCCUCUGGGCGGCCUGGCUGGGCUUCUAUCUCUACAACGACCUGGUGGCCGAAUCGGCGCUGCACGACGGGCGACCGGACUGGGAUGAGCCCGCGCUGGCCGUCGCCUUAGUGACGGAAGGGUGGGCCCUGCUGCUGUUCCACGCCAUCCCCGAGGCUCACCUGUGUCUGCGGCAGGAGGCUCAGUUCAGCAUGGCGGCGCCGGACUUCUACGACCCCCCCAAUCAGUCAUCCUCUCAGCUCCAGGACCAAGGCUUUGAGGAGGAUGAACGAGCCCAGGCACAAAGAUCUGCAUUUGCAGACAACCAGGCCUUCACCAUAGAGGAACACAGUGCAGCUCUUAGAUCUGGUGCGUACCAUAAUGGCCUGGCAGGAUCUCGGCAGGGCCUGCCGUUCCGCAGUCACGUGUACCAGCCCACGGAAAUGGCUUUGCUGAUGAACAGCGGAACAAUCCCAACCGCUCCUCCAAACUUCACAGGCAGGCAGCUAUGGUGAGAGUGGAAGAACUGGUUGGAGUGAAAAAAGCCAGACACUCAGGAUACUACUUUUCAGAAGGACAAUCAUUUUCAAAGGGACAUUUCAAUAUUGUUACUUCAGUGAUGUAAUGAAUGGCUUUCUCUUUUUUAUGGGAGAUUUUUUGUCAUGUGUAUUUGAAUCUUGAAAUAUUGCCCUCAGCGGCUACCUUUUUUCUGCAACAGCAAUUCCACAUUCCUUACAAUUUUACAUAGAUGUUGCGUAGAAGUGUUGUUUUUUUAACGCUUUGUGAUUUGAAGGUAUUGCACAGAUUUGAAAACUUUCCUAUGAGGGAUGUUGUGAAUUGCACUUUAUGAUGAAACUGAACAAUCCCCAUGUCAACUCACACUGAAUGUAUAUAAUGUUUAUUACUGAAUGUAUUUCUGCAACAGAACAUAAUGAAUAUAUGAAAUAAUAUAUCGACAUCAGGUGCAUGAUUUGUUCCAUCAGUUUUGAAUUCGGGUAAGUUCUCUUACCAUAGUAGUCUACCAACACUGUAUAAUGUCAGCAGAACCUAGGUUAUAUUAAUUUGUUGGAGUCUAAAACGGAGGGUUUCUGUUAAUGGUGCAAGUGCAAGAGUAUUAGUUGACUACUUGGGCCUGUGCCCUGAGCCCCAGCACAAAGGCUACAUACAUACACAAUGAACAGCUUGAAGUAAAUAAACUUGAAAUAAAUUAUGCUAUAUUAAA